AUGGCAUUUUCUCAAACACUUACCACUCUCUUCAUCUUUUCUCUUUUAAGCUUCUCUUACGCCGCUUCAGGUCCUCCCAAACUGCCAAAACCAAAAGUAAUGCACUUUUCGAUUAGAAAAAACGAAACAACUCUCCAGUACUACGUCUCAUAUGAUUCUGGAUACCCUGAUUCACCUACCAUAAUCGAUGCAUUGAUUGAUCUUGGAGCACCAUCUGUUUGGUUUGACUGUACAAGCUAUAUCUCGUCUUCAUAUAAGCGAGCAUCAUGUGGUUCAAACAGAUGUAAGAAGGCGAAGGGGCUAUCAUGUAUAGGAUGCAACUCGACUCCUAAACCAGGAUGCUCCAACAACACCUGUGGAGUCUUCGUAUACAACCCUGCUCGAGAUUACUCAUCGGUUCAAGAACUUGGUGAAGAUACAAUGAGGGUAUAUGCCAUAGAAGGUGCGUAUGUUUGGUUUGAUUACGAGGUACCCAAAUUCCAAUUCGCUUGUGCAGAUUCUGUAACCGCAGAGCGCUUACCUGGUGACCAUACUAAAGGAUUGGUUGGCUUCGCAAGAACCGAAAUCUCAUUGCCAUCACAAAUUUCAUCUGCUUUCAAGUUAGCUAAAAAGUUUGCUCUCUGUUUACCUUCAUCAAAUGCUCUUGGAUUAGGAGAUAUAUUCAUUGGUGGAGGUCCAUAUUACAUGCUUCCUAGUAUCGAAGAUCAAUCUCUGUCACUAGUAUCCACCCCGCUUGUUGUCAAUCCAACUGGCACUCCCCGUUUUCAAUCUGACGGACAACUUUCCAACCAGUAUUUCAUCAAUCUCAAAAGCAUUGAAAUCAGCGGUAAACAUGUCGCUUUUAGUCCAGCUCUGCUAUCUUUUGAUAAAAAUGGUGUUGGGGGAACAAAGAUUAGUACUACAGUACCUUAUACGAUUUUGCACUCUUCCAUUUAUAAAAGCCUUGUUAAAGAUUUCAUCAAGGAAGCAUCAUUGAAUAAAAUCAAAAGGGUACAAUCUGUCGCACCUUUUGGGGCGUGCUUUGACUCAAAGACUGUUGCCAAUACGAUAACUGGACCAGCAGUUCCAAAUAUCGACCUGGUUUUGGAAGGGAGUACUGUACGGAUGAGAUUGUAUGGUGCAAACUCAAUGGUGGAAGCGAAGAAGAAUGUAAUAUGUCUUGCAUUUAUUGAUGGAGGAGUUCAGCCAACAACGUCUAUUGUGUUAGGUGGGCAUCAGUUAGAGAAUUAUAUUCUAGAGUUCGAUCUAACUGCAUCAAAGCUGGGACUUUCGUCGUCUCUACUGCUCCAGAACACGAGCUGUUCUCAAAGCCGGUUCGAUAUUCAAGCCAUGUGUGCUGUUUCCACCUUUCCGUGUCAACCACCGCCGCCCCAAGAGACUGAAGGGUUGUCGCCGCUGUUCCUAAUUGUUGAAGGUGAAGCCGCCGCCUAUGCUGGCGACCAGUUUGGUGUUGAUUCACUCGUGCUCCUGCCACCACCAUGA
Lactuca saligna is the source of this 1482-nucleotide messenger RNA. Lineage: Eukaryota; Viridiplantae; Streptophyta; Magnoliopsida; Asterales; Asteraceae. The record is from the annotation of a GenBank genome assembly.